AGGCCAUGUGGCCCGGAAGUAAUUCUCCGUAGCUUGCACUCCGGCUGCUGAAAGAAGCCCCUUUGCGGUGUACUUACCGGCGGCUCUCUGUUCAGCCUCCGCGGUGGUCUUUCCCAUACAAACAUGUCCCGAGGCUCCAGCGCCGGCUUUGACCGGCAUAUUACCAUUUUCUCCCCCGAGGGACGCCUCUACCAAGUGGAGUAUGCGUUUAAGGCCAUAAAUCAGGGUGGCCUUACAUCAGUAGCCGUCCGUGGGAAAGACUGUGCAGUUGUUGUCACACAGAAGAAAGUACCUGAUAAGCUUCUGGAUUCUAGCACAGUGACACACUUAUUCAGAAUAACUGAAAAUAUUGGAUGUGUAAUGACAGGAAUGACAGCUGACAGUCGGUCUCAGGUGCAGAGAGCCCGCUAUGAAGCCGCAAAUUGGAAAUACAAAUAUGGUUAUGACAUUCCAGUAGAUAUGCUGUGCAAAAGGAUUGCAGACAUUUCUCAGGUCUAUACACAGAAUGCUGAAAUGAGGCCUCUUGGUUGCUGCGUGAUUAUGAUUGGCAUUGAUGAAGAAAACAAUCCUCAGGUAUACAAGUGUGACCCUGCAGGAUACUACUGUGGAUUUAAGGCAACAGCUGCAGGAGUCAAACAGACUGAAUCAACUAGCUUUCUUGAAAAGAAAGUAAAGAAAAAAUUGGACUGGACAUUUGAACAGACAGUGGAGACAGCAAUAACCUGCCUAUCUACUGUUUUGUCCAUUGACUUCAAACCUUCUGAAAUAGAAAUAGGAGUUGUUACAGUUGAUAAUCCCAAAUUCAGGAUCCUCACAGAAGCAGAGGUUGAUACUCACCUGGUUGCUUUAGCGGAGAGAGAUUAGCUCUGUUUACAAUCUGGAAUUCUCUGACUUCACACCGGAAUACCUGGUUGAAACCAAACUUAAUAAUGGCUCUGGAUUAUCGGUUGAAAAUGGAAUGCUCCUUAUCUCAUGUAUUUCACUCUGUACAAAUAAAACUGAGGUUUUGGAAA
Anolis sagrei ordinatus is the source of this 1013-nucleotide messenger RNA. RefSeq names its product proteasome 20S subunit alpha 6 (gene PSMA6). Gene Ontology annotation, cellular component: nucleus; proteasome core complex; cytosol. Gene Ontology annotation, biological process: ubiquitin-dependent protein catabolic process; proteasomal protein catabolic process. The record is from RefSeq and is a predicted model, not a curated record. Lineage: Eukaryota; Metazoa; Chordata; Lepidosauria; Squamata; Anolidae.